ACCCGCAGAGCGGCAUCGUCGAUCGUUUUCAAUUCGUUGUAUCUCUACUAUUCCUACGCAAAUCGAGGUUUCCAACCCAUUCUACCAUAUCCCAUCCCGAAACCGAUAGCCAGAAUGAAGAGCAUCUCCAUCCUCGCCAGCCUGGUUGCGGUGGCCGCUGCCGGCAACCAUCAUAAACCGCCAGCAAACCCUCAUGCUGCAGCAUAUCCCGCCGCGAACCCCCCGCCUGCGCAAGCCGCAGCAGCUCAGGGGAAUGUCCACACCAUCGUCGUCGGCGGCACCAAACCCCCCGCCGACCCUGCCGGCACCCCCACCCCUAACCUCGCCUUCACUCCCCCAUCUAUUCAAGCCGCCCCGGGAGACAUCGUGCGCUUCGAAUUCCUCCAAACCAACCACACCGUCACCCAAUCCACCUUCGCGCAGCCUUGCGCCCCCAUGCCCGGCGGCAAGGACUCCGGGUUCCUCCCCAACCCCGACGGCACCACUCCUGGACCUACCUUCGACUUCACCGUCGCCUCCACCGACGCCGUCUGGAUGUUCUGCGCCCAGGGACCCCACUGCUCCAAGGGCAUGGUCUUCGCCAUCAACGCGGCUGCUACCGGAGAGAAGACCUUCGAGGCAUAUAAGGCGCUCGCUCUGGGGAGCGCCAACGGCACAGGGCAGGCGGCGGGCGGGCAGGCGACGGGCGGGCUGUUGGCAGGGACGCCAGCGCCGGCGCAGUCGAGUACGGUGACGUUGGUGGCGACGAGCGUUGCGGUGGCAGAUCCGGGAGCGGCGACGGGAGCAGCGACGGGAGCGGCGGCGGCGCCGAGUGGUUCUGUGGCGCAGGGCCAGGGAACAACGCCAGGGGGCCAGCCGUGUGCAUGCAGUUGUUUGUGUGGGGUGAAUUCGUUUCCGCCGGAGGUUGGGCAGGGGAUGUUUGGUGGGUUUUUGGGUCAAUUGCCAUCGACUCCUUGAGGUUGCGUGGAGGCUCUCAGUGCUUGCGCUGCAUUGCUCGCUGGUGAAAGGAGGCUGCGUUGGCAGUGAUGGAUGUCUAGCCGGUUCCGUUGGUGGUAUCUAGACGGCUCUUAUUUUCUUGUACGCUUCAAUAAUAUCCUGCAUGAGGCGCUGUUCAGGGUUAUGCAUCAGAAGGUUUGCAGAUUUUCCGGGGUUUCGAAAACCUAGAUCAU
Eremomyces bilateralis CBS 781.70 is the source of this 1169-nucleotide messenger RNA. RefSeq lists its product as uncharacterized. The coding region runs from base 115 to 957 and encodes 280 amino acids. The record is from RefSeq and is a predicted model, not a curated record. NCBI's taxonomy places the organism in Eukaryota, Fungi, Ascomycota, Dothideomycetes, Eremomycetales, Eremomycetaceae. The transcript is spliced from 3 exons.